Messenger RNA from Erythranthe guttata (spotted monkey flower), 710 nucleotides. RefSeq names its product putative calcium-binding protein CML41. NCBI's taxonomy places the organism in Eukaryota, Viridiplantae, Streptophyta, Magnoliopsida, Lamiales, Phrymaceae. Gene Ontology annotation, molecular function: calcium ion binding. The record is from RefSeq and is a predicted model, not a curated record.
GAUCUGCGAUGGCGAUUUCCGGCAUCACGAAGCUGCCAUUUAGCAGCAUGGUUUUCAUGCUCCGCUUCCCCCGCCGCCUUCGCUCAAAGUCCACCCCUCCAACUGGCAGCAGCAGCGGCGGCGGAUCGGGAAUCGCGACGCCGAAAUCGGCCGGCAGCAAAGAGGACGAGUUUCGACAGGUUUUCCGAUUCCUGGACGCCGACGCCGACGGCAGGAUCUCCGCCGCGGAGCUGAGGGCUUACUUCGCGUCCGUCGGCGAUUCCGUUUCUCACGAGGAGGCCGAGAAAAUCAUCGGAGAGUUGUCCGGCGGCGGAGGCGAGGGUUUGAUGCUAGGGUUUGGAGAAUUCGUGCGGGUGAUGGAACUGCGAGACGGCGGAGAUUAUGGCGGCGAUAGCGUUGUUGUUCUCCGGCGGGCUUUUGAGGUGUACGAGGAGGAGAAAGGCAGCGGCUGCAUCACGGCGGAGGGAUUGAAGGAGGUUCUCCGCCGCCUUGGAGAUGUAAGGUCGGUGGAGGAAUGCAGAGCGAUGAUUGGGGUUUACGAUCUCGAUGGAAAUGGUGUGCUUGAUUUCGAUGAAUUCUACAAGAUGAUGACUAAUUAGUAAUUAGAAAUACUACUAAAUUUAGUAAAAUGACUGCUUAAUUGUAUUCUAUAUUACUGAUUUUAGUUGAUUUUAAAUGUAAGUAAAUAAAGAGAAAUGCAUAUUCUUAGU